This is a messenger RNA of Dentiscutata erythropus, 302 nucleotides long. NCBI's taxonomy places the organism in Eukaryota, Fungi, Glomeromycota, Glomeromycetes, Diversisporales, Gigasporaceae. The record is from the annotation of a GenBank genome assembly.
CAAAGAAGCUUAUUUAAUUAGUAUUGCAAAACUUAUUAUUUGGAAUAAAGCCCCAAUGACUAAUAAAUUUGUAUUUAAAGCUCUUAAUCAAAUAUUUCAUAAUAUUAUGAAGAUAAAUAAACUAUUUGGUGAAAAAGUUAUUGUUUUUGGUAGUAAUUUUUGUAAACAAACUAAUAAUAUUAAUGAGAAUCAAAAACAAAAAGAAUUUGCUAAGUUUCUUUUACAAAUAGGAGAUAGAACAUACCCAAUUGUUGCAGAUACAGAAAAUAGAAUAACAAUCCCUUCUGAUAUAGUUGUAGCUA